AUGUUUACCAGCGGCAUGAAGGAAGCUCAACAGGCCAAGGUUCCCCUUUGCACCCAGUUCACCGCAGCUGACCUGGGGCUGAUCAUCUCCUUCGCUUACUCAGGAGUGUUGAGAGGUGGGUGGGAUUAUAUAUUCGAAGCUGCGCAAGCUGCUCUUCAAUAUCAAGUCUCUGGCAUCUUGGACCUCUGUCUGGAUCUGUUCCGCUACAAGCUCACUCCAGAAACCUGUCUGGAUGUUCUCUCUUUUGCCCGAGCUUACGGCCUACCCGAUAUUGAAAACACUGCGGAGAAGUUUAUAUUAAACAGCUUUGUUCGUGUCACGAAAACGGCAAAGUUCCUAGAUCUUCCCAUAAAUCAGCUGGUGGACUUCCUUAGUUCUGAUUCACUCUACAUCCUCAAUGAACUGGAAGCUUUCCAAGGAGCCGUCCGCUGGUUGACUUCUGACUGGGCCGGGCGGAUGAACUGUGCCGAGAAAGUGUUGCACUGCAUCAGAUUUCCACUGAUGUCCAACCGAGAACUCAAACAGGUGAGGAAAGAAGAGAUGAUGGCCGACCCUGGUCGCCUCUACAACCUCAUGGUUCAAUCCUUAGCUAGCAUCCCACCAGGUCCUUCCAAGAUGGAGCAACUUCCUUGCCGGGUGAGAUAUCCAGAGAAGGUCAUUGUGAUUAGCGGAGGAGAUACUUUGACCAAAAAUAUGGCUACUCGCAGCCCUUGCCAGGAUUUCUGGUUCACCCACCGCUUUCUUAACGGCAUCGGCUUGGUCAAACAAGUGGAGUGGCGUCGUCUUGGUUACCUCCCAGAGAAACCGCGAUUCCGGCACGCCGUAGUGGUCAAGGACAAUAAGAUGUACCUCUUUGGGGGAAAGCAUUAUUAUGGUGUCAGGGAUACAAUGUGUUCAGUGUUCAG
Molecule: messenger RNA, 905 nt
Organism: Thamnophis sirtalis
Lineage: Eukaryota; Metazoa; Chordata; Lepidosauria; Squamata; Natricidae
Source: RefSeq, a predicted model, not a curated record